This is a messenger RNA of Ochotona princeps (American pika), 1837 nucleotides long. It is a transcript of the gene NFIC, whose product is annotated as nuclear factor I C. Lineage: Eukaryota; Metazoa; Chordata; Mammalia; Lagomorpha; Ochotonidae. The transcript is spliced from 10 exons. The record is from RefSeq and is a predicted model, not a curated record. Gene Ontology annotation, cellular component: nucleus. Gene Ontology annotation, biological process: regulation of transcription by RNA polymerase II. The coding region runs from base 269 to 1561 and encodes 430 amino acids. Gene Ontology annotation, molecular function: RNA polymerase II cis-regulatory region sequence-specific DNA binding; DNA-binding transcription factor activity, RNA polymerase II-specific.
CGCCGCUCGGCCUCCCCGCGCGCGCGCGGGCCGGGCCGGCCAAGGGAUGCAGCCGCCGCAGCCACCGCAGCCGGAGCGCAGAGCGGCCUGAAGCGCGCGGGCCCGGGGGGAGGGCGGGUCGAGGGGAGGGUCCCGCGGGCCGGGGGGGCGGGCGCGGCGCGCCCCCUCCCUCGCGCGCUCGCGCCCUCCCUCGCCGCCUCCGGCCCCCCCUCGCCGGGGACCGAGCGCGCUCGCUCCGGCGCGGGCCUCGCCUCCUCGCAGCAGCGCCAUGGAUGAGUUCCACCCGUUCAUCGAGGCGCUGCUGCCGCACGUCCGCGCCUUCGCCUACACCUGGUUCAACCUGCAGGCGCGCAAACGCAAGUACUUCAAGAAGCACGAGAAGCGGAUGUCCAAGGAUGAGGAGCGCGCGGUGAAGGAUGAGCUGCUGGGCGAGAAGCCCGAGGUCAAGCAGAAGUGGGCAUCCCGGCUGUUGGCCAAGCUGCGCAAGGACAUCCGGCCCGAGUGCCGCGAGGACUUCGUGCUGGCCAUCACGGGCAAGAAGCCGCCGGGCUGCGUGCUCUCCAACCCCGACCAGAAGGGCAAGAUGCGUCGCAUCGACUGCCUGCGUCAGGCCGACAAGGUGUGGCGACUGGACCUGGUCAUGGUCAUCCUGUUCAAGGGCAUCCCACUCGAGAGCACGGACGGCGAGCGCCUGGUGAAAGCAGCGCAGUGCGGCCACCCCGUGCUCUGCGUGCAGCCCCACCACAUCGGUGUGGCCGUCAAGGAGCUUGAUCUCUACCUGGCCUACUUCGUGCGAGAGCGUGACACAGAGCAGAGUGGCAGCCCCCGGGCAGGCAUGGGGACCGACCAGGAGGACAGCAAGCCGGUCACGCUGGACACCACUGACUUCCAGGAGAGUUUCAUCACCUCCGGCGUGUUCAGCGUCACCGAGCUCAUCCAGGUGUCACGCACUCCCGUGGUCACCGGGACAGGACCCAACUUCUCUCUGGGGGAGCUGCAGGGGCACCUGGCCUACGACCUGAACCCGGCCGGCACGGGCGUGCGACGGACGCUCCCCAGCACCUCCUCCAGCGGGAGCAAGCGGCACAAAUCCGGCUCGAUGGAGGACGACGUGGACACGAGCCCCGGCGGCGACUACUACACCUCGCCCAACUCGCCCACGAGUAGCAGCCGCAACUGGACUGAGGACAUGGAAGGAGGCAUCUCUUCGCCGGUGAAGAAGACCGAGAUGGACAAGUCACCCUUUCACAGCCCGUCGCCCCAGGACUCGCCCCGUCUCUCCAGCUUCACGCAGCACCACCGGCCGGUGAUCGCGGUGCACAGCGGCAUCGCCCGCAGCCCCCACCCGUCCUCGGCCCUACACUUCCCCACCACGUCCAUUCUGCCCCAGACGGCCUCCACCUACUUCCCCCACACGGCCAUCCGCUACCCGCCUCAUCUCAACCCUCAGGACCCGCUCAAAGAUCUCGUCUCGCUGGCCUGCGAUCCGGCCAGCCAGCAGCCGGGCCCGCCUACUCUACGCCCGACACGUCCCCUGCAAACCGUUCCUUUGUGGGAUUAGCAACAAGGGAUUCCGCGGGCGGUGUUCAGGCACAGUCCUGGUACCUGGGAUAGCGAAGGUCCUCGUCCCCCCCAUCCAACGCCCCUUCUCAUCAUCCAACGAAUCCCAGGGGGCACCCCAGCCAGCGCCCCCUCCCCCACGCCACUCUGUCGGUGGAAAACUAGAGCGAGCAAGAAGAGCCCUGCCACCUCCCAGCCCGGCCGAAAAGACAAAACAGCCACACUGAUGCAGGAGGAAGAGGGAGAGCUCCCCGUGGGAGGGGGCGCGGCGCAGAAC